Messenger RNA from Periophthalmus magnuspinnatus, 2783 nucleotides. It is a transcript of the gene wdr36, whose product is annotated as WD repeat domain 36. The coding region runs from base 113 to 2752 and encodes 879 amino acids. The transcript has 21 exons. Gene Ontology annotation, cellular component: Pwp2p-containing subcomplex of 90S preribosome; small-subunit processome. Gene Ontology annotation, biological process: rRNA processing. The record is from RefSeq and is a predicted model, not a curated record. NCBI's taxonomy places the organism in Eukaryota, Metazoa, Chordata, Actinopteri, Gobiiformes, Gobiidae. Gene Ontology annotation, molecular function: protein binding.
CUCUAGUCUCCGGUGCAGCUGCUGUUGUGGUCCCUCGUGCGCUCGUGCUCCCCGUGUUCGUGCCUCCUCCGUUAAACCCCGUUAAACCCGCGAGCUCCGUGACACCGGGGCCAUGACGUCACGCGGCGGGAGCGCGCUCUUCUCCGGGUUCCGCGUGCUCGGGCUCUACUCCAACCACGUGCCGCACGCGCUCCGGUACCACCACAAGCACCGUGAGUUCUACGUGGUGACGUCAGUGGGAAAAUGCUUCCACACGUACAAUGUCAGUCGUCUGGGCAUCGUCUCUGUCAGUAACAGUCUAUCAGAGGACAUCUCGUGUUUGGCGGCCGAUCGAAUGUUGGUGUUCGCCGCAGCGGGACGAACGAUCAGCGCCUUCGCCAGGAACAAAGAGGUGGUGCAGCGUUACCAUGGACACGAACAGGAAGUGCAUCUGUUACUUCCUCUGGGCGAUCAGCUGGUGUCUGCUGAUGUCAGCGGUGAUGUCAUCGUGUGGGACGUGCAGAGUGCCGAGAUUUACCAGCGGCUGCACUUUGACCCUGUGACCUUUGACCUGUCGGCCAUGAUGCACCCGAGCACCUACCUCAACAAAGUUCUGCUGGGCUCCAGACAGGGCCCCCUGCAGCUGUGGAACCUCAAGACCAGUAAGUUGCUGUUCUCGUUCUCUGGGUGGCGCUGUGGAGUCACGGUGUUGGAACAGAGUCCCGCGGUGGAUGUAGUGGGCGUCGGCACGGCAACAGGACGCAUCAUAAUCCACAACAUCCGAUUGGACGAGACACUCAUGAGCUUCACACAGGACUGGGGACCAAUCACAGCGCUCGCCUUCAGGACAGAUGGCGCUCCCGUGCUGGCGUCCUGCUCGCCUCAGGGCCACAUUGCAUUCUGGGACCUCGAGCGACGACAGAUGACAUCACAGCUGAGCCACGCCCACCGUGGGGCUGUUGCCGGGGCGACGUUUGUGCACGGAGAACCAAUGUUGGUCACGAAUGGCGGUGACAAUGCGCUGAGGGCGUGGCUAAUGGAGGAGGGCGGGGCCAGACUCCUGCGCUGUCGCCACGGACACAGCGCUCCGCCCACCACCAUCCGUCACCACGGCAACGACGGGAAGAACAUCCUGAGUGCAGGUCUGGACGGGACUCUUCAGUCCUUCUCCACAGUCCACGAGCGCUUCAACAAAAACCUGGGUCACGGUUCCAUCAACAAAAAAAAAGAGAAAAAAAAGAAACACGGAUUAAAACAUGAAGAGCUGCGUCUGCCCCCGAUCACCACAUUCUGCUCUGCUCCCUGUCGUCAGUCGGACUGGGAUUCUGUGGUGUCGUGUCAUCGUGGGCGUGGCUCCGCCUCCACCUGGAACUACCAGCGCUGCACUGUGGGCAGCCACCACCUGAGGGCGCCAGACUGCGGACCGAGCAGUGAGGCCACGGCCGUGGACAUCACUUCCUGUGGAAAUUUUGCUGUGAUUGGCUGGUCGUGUGGCGGUGUGGGCGUGUUUAACCUUCAGUCGGGUUUGCACCGCGGCUCCUUCAGAGAGGGCGAACGAGCACACGGCGGCGCGGUCAGGGGCGUGGCCACAGACCUCCUGAAUCAGCUGACUGUCACCGUGGGCUCUGAUUGGCUACUCAGGUUCUGGAGAUUCAAAUCAAAGAAACUAGAACAUGAACUACAGCUCCCAUCAUCCCCCUCUGCACUGUGCUUGCACCGUGAGAGUGGGAUGCUGGCGUUGGUGUUGGAUGAUUUCUCGUUGUUAGUGGUCGACAUGGAAACGAGACGCGUGGUUAGGAAGUUCAGCGGCCACAGCGGCAAAAUCAACGACAUGGCGUUCAGCCCAGACGGACGCUGGCUCGUCUCCGUCUCCAUGGACUGCACCGUGCGCACCUGGGACCUGCCCUCUGGAAGUCUGGUGGACUGCUUCCUGGCUGGGGCGGCGCCAGUGGGCGUGUCCCUGUCGCCAACUGGAGACUUCCUGGCGACGGCUCACGUGGACUCCCUCGGGGUGUUUCUAUGGACCAAUCGCAGCCUGUGCGGCCCCGUCGGACUCCGCCCUCUGCCCUCAGACUUCCAGCCGUCCACUGAGGCGCUGCCGUGCGCACGCCCGGACGAGGAAGAGGAAGUGAUGUUGUUGGAGGAUGAUGAUGCGUUUGUGUCACGUGAGCAGUUGGGGGCGGAGCUCGUCACUCUGAGUCUGCUCCCGGAGUCGAGAUGGAAGACGCUGCUGCAGCUGGACGCCAUCAAGAAGCGGAACAAGCCCACAGCGCCCCCUGCUGCACCAGCCGCCGCGCCCUUCUUUUUACCCACAAUCCCCGGCCUCACGCCUCAGUUCAAUGUUCCCAUAGCAACGGACGCCGGCGCCCAGUCCAAGGUGGUGACCUGGGGCACUCUGGGUCAGAGGUCAGAGUUCAGCCGUGCACUGGAGGACGCCGCGAGGACUGGAGCUUUCGCACUUCCUGUUUCGCUGCUGAAGGGAAGUGGGCCGUCUCUCGUCUCAAUGGAGAUUUCUGACCUGUCAGCUGAAGGGGGCGUGGCCUUCCUCCAGAUGAUUGACAGCAUGCUGCAGAGUGGGCGGGACUUUGACCUGGCACACGGAUACCUCGCCCUCUUCCUGAAGACUCACCUGAGGACCGUAUCACGUGACCCCGUCGCCAUGGAGAUGCUGCUCCGCCUCUCGACUCACCUGGAGCAGGUGUGGGCGGAGCUAAGAGUCUCCUUUGACCAAUCCCUGUGUCUGCUGACGUUUGCGAAGAGCGCCCUGCUUUAGUUUUGUAAUAUUUGUGUUUAAUAAAAGAUGU